AGCCUGAGGACGCUAGUAUCAGUGGAGCUGUGUUACAGUGUACACGUCGCCCUCACCACCUCCCUCCCUCUCUCUCUGAAUUACCUAUGUAUCCAAAAUAAAUACUGUACUGUAAGAAGUAGUGUACAAGAGCAGUGAACACACUGCAGAAUCAGAUUUCAAUCUCGACAGUGGAACCGGGUGAAGGAAAUCAGACAAGUCGCAGUUAGGGAAUAGUGAAGCUGUAGGGACAAAACAGUGAACCAGCAGUGAGAGGAUUGAGAGGCAGCAGUGUGGGGAUAGUGAGGCAGGAGAGCAGAACCAUACAAGGCGUGCUCCCACCAACACACACAGGAUGACCGACGAUGUGAGCUCCCCUUCGGUGGUGGCAGCCGCAGCUGCAGUGGCUGGAUCUUCCACAUCGUCAGCCAGUUCUGAGCCCUCUGUCAACCAGAAACUCUUCCUGGUGGUCAGUGUUGCCCUUGCUACAGUCUGCUUCUUCACCAACAUUGUCCAGGUGGCAGUGUUCGCGCGGCCAUCAGCCAUCCGGUGGGUGAAGAGUGUUCUACUGUUGUCCCAGGCACUCAGUGGGCUGGUGGCUGCCUUUGUCGUCGCCUUCCCCAUACACGUCAUCUCUGCCAGGGGAGGAUCAGUGGUUGGCGAGGAAGGAUAUGCCGCCUGCUACCUGGGCCACUCUGCUAUCAUCCUCCUGACAGCGCUCACCUCACUCGGCACCUCAACACUCCUCCUCUUCCACCAUUAUAUGAAGAUUAAUGACCCACGCAGGUUCAUGACAGCUGGGAGCAAUGUGGUUGGCUGGAGUGUGGGUGUGGGAGCUGUAUGGCUUGUGGCAGUGGUCGUAUCAGUGCUACCUUAUGCUGGUUGGAACUCUUGGGAAGCUCAUGAUGCACGUUGCCACUUAUCAACACUCUGGCCACUCUCUUUCACCGCAUUCCUCACAUUCUUAGUGGGAGGCCAUGUUGCUGCUGCACUGCUGAUGUGGGCCUCCACCCGUGCCACCCAACUUAAAGCUAUGGCAACUCGUACAGGAAUACCACCAGCAGUUAACUGCCCUGAUGCAGAAGAAGCUCCAAUUGCAAAUCAUGUGCAAGGAAUACACAACAACAGCAGUGGCAGUGUACGUGUGGGUGGGUGGUGCGUAAGUGUGGGCUCCAUGAUACCCAUGUUAGCUCAUGUGGUGGUGGCAUCAUCUUGUGCUGUAUCCUCCCAGUGUCAGGCUAGUCCUAGCCACUAUCAUGAGGAGGCUGCAGCACUUCCCUGGGCCUCACUUCUGCUUGCUGCAGCUGCUGUCACUAAUCCUCUUCUCUACGUUUUCACUGAUGAUCAGGUGUCAUCCUCGACUCUGCUGCUAUUGUCCCGAGUGUGUUGUUGGUGGUGUGAACGUCGUAAACAACGCUUGGUGCCCCGCCACCAAGAACCCCACGAUGCUGAGACUAAUGUGUACGUUACAAAUGAUACUGACCAUUUAGUGUCUGACAACACUUAAGGCUUCUGAUGUUUCAAAAUGUCAGAGUUAUAAAUUCAUUUUUGGUAACAUCAAAGUUACAUAAAGCCAGAUUCUGCAAAGAAUCACAUGCAGGAAUAAACUGCUGGCCACUAGAACUCUUUAAAAUAUAAUUACAUUACGGUACGAUAUAUUCAUGUUAGCAUUCGGAGGAAGCAAUGUGCAACUGCCCCAAAAUAUCCAGAAAAACUAAAUUUAAUUUUAAACUUUUGUUAAAAGAUGAAUGCAUAAUCAAUAUACAAUAACUACUGAUGAAAUAAUGAAAUAUAAUGUAUGCUAAUAGCUAAUUCAUUAGCAAGAAAGCUAAUUACAAAAUUGUCCUGGGAUACUUGCUGAUAUUUGGAACACAAAAAUAUUUUUACAUUUGUAAUUUACAUAUGAAGCAGAGAUGUACCACUAUUCAAAAAAUUAUUGUUUGGUACUGAUCUAUCCACCAACAUAUCCAAAAGAAUAAAGUACCAGAAAAUAUUAUAUUUCAAAAUGUACUCGAUACCAGUGUUCUGCAUUAAUUAAAAUGCACCACAAAAUUAUUAUAUGUAUGUAUGCACACACGUACAGUAUAUGCAUGUAUAUCUGUAAUGUAUACACAUCAAUGUAUCUGCAUAUUUGAUAAGAAUGUUAAGCACCACUUUGAAAUCUGCAAUGGGUAAUGUAUAUUCACAAAGCCACUGCCACUUUGAGGAAGGGCAUUAAAUGCAUGCCUUUCCCAUUUUCCAAAGUGGGAGGAUUCCGCUACUACAACCCAAGUCUCUGCCGAUUAAUGAUGUUAAUAAUCUGCUCCUCUUGAAAAGCAGAUUAAAAUCUUUGCACUAAGGCAUGUGUCUAGAUCUCUAUCUUAUUGUGCGGGGAAAAGUCUGGCACAAAGAGCAACCAUAAAUAAAUAAAUAAAAUACACAAGUAUGAGCUCAGUGUAUGUGAUAUCCAUUGUAAACGCACACUAGAUAUAUAGAGCUUCUGAUAAAAUAUUGGACUUUUAACAUAUACAAUCCUUUUGGGGUAAAUUUUUUAAAUAUUAAUGUACUACAUUACAGAUCAGAAAAAUUAGCUCCAAAAUAAUCUAUUGCCCAUGGCUGGAUGUGCAUACAAUAAUUAUAUGUUAGCUCUAAAAUGCUGCACAAAUUAUAUAAGUUGUAAUUAUCCUCACAAUUCUGAAAGGUUUCAACAUUGAGUAAGCAUGCUUUACGUAAUACUGUUAAGAAUCAUGAGAGCCAGCUACCUUACAGUGUAUUAGUGAACAGAAGCCAACACAAAGUGCAACACAGUACUUAACAUUUGUUACGCAUGUCAGAACGUACAAUUCUUGUCAACAAAGGAAAGCUGAUCAAUAUCAUACCAUACCCCUUUAAAUACAAAAUACUGAACAAUUAAUUCCUUAAAAGGAUAAUAAAGGGCACUUCAAACUACUAUUUUGUAAACCAAACUGAAUGAUCUAUUGCAAAGGAAACUUACAACUAGCAAGUGCCAAACAACAUAUCGAUAAUGCAAUACAGUAUUUUGUAAUAACUUUAAAAUUACAAAACUUCAACAGUGCAAUCCCAAAAAAUUACCUGUAAUAUAUAUAUAGUGCUUCUAUUCUAUAACAGGUGCUUGCUAAUUUAUUUUAAUGAAAUGCUACAAAUAGCAUUACAGUAUAUGUAGAAUACUGAAAAGGAAAUAAUUUUGUAUAGACACUUCAUUGCUCAUGUAUUUAAUUACUGUAUAUGUAUUCAUUCACAUCUCUAACCAUACACCAAACACAUUCCAUCACAUUUGUGUUCGUAUCAGCGACCAUAAACAUUACCACCACAACUGCAGAUGAAUUCUUCAAAAUACACAUUCAGAAAUAUUGGUAUGACAACAUUCAUGCCCCUUCCUCACCUUUCCAUGCCAACCUCCCACAAAAAUGACCCCUCCCACACAAGUCUUUUAAUACUGAAUUACAGUAUAAUAAAUCCCUUUAACUGCACUGUAAUAUCAACAAGGCUUUUUUUGCAUAUACAGUACAGUUAAGUUUUUUUUGUGUGGAUAUGUGAAAUAUUCAAAGACUGAUGUUGAACAAUUCAGGAUGAAAAUUUAAUGCAUAUACUGCAUAGAUCUUAAAGCAAAAUUCCUGUAAAACUUUCCUGUAAAACUCACUAAACACUGUAAGGGGUUUAAAUACAUAUUAAAAUGUGCGAAACCAGCUUGAAAGCUAGCUUUAAAUGUAAUGUCUUCAAAUAGCCUUUUAUGUAAUGAUGUUUCCACUGUAGCUGAUAGCAUUCCAUUUCAAGGUCAAUUUGGAAUUCAGCACCAUAUCCAUGUGUGUUCUUAAUUACAAAAGUAGAUAUAUAUGUAACUUUAAAUGCCUUCUGCAUAUACAAAUUUUGGUUGUUGCUUAACAUUAUAGUUUAUUUCAGAAAAAUCAGCAUUGAAUGUAAUUAAAUGCCAAUUUCUGGGUAAGCUCCGGUGACAUCCUAAAACUAUAUGCUGCAGUUAUCAUCUACUGGGUGACAUCAGCUGUAGCACUAUAGACGCCUAAUGGGGACUGAAGCCAGAAGCUCCUCCCUCACAUAGAUGCAGGGAGCGAUGGCAUUUAUUUUUGUCACCUCACCGGGAAAGGCAACCAGACAAACGAACAUGCGCUAGUUCCAAGAGAAUUCAAUUCUUUGUUUACACAGUUGGGGGGAGUUCUUUUGACUGGUUUUGAGGCUUUGGUUUCUUUUGAAUCCAGCAGUAGUUACCACUUGCUGACUUUCUGGUUGCCUUCCCCAACAAGGUGGUGAAAAUAAAUGUCAUAACUCCCUGUGCCUCUGUGAUGGGAAACCAGGUUCAGGCUUUGGUCCCAGUAGCUCUAUGGUUGAUGUGACCCAGUAGAUGGUAACCAUCUGAGCUUAUAGCUUCAGAAAGCCACAAGGGGGGUGGUUCCUCUCCCUCGCCAGAAAAGUCUGUGCUCUCAGUUUUUCUAGCAAUUGAAAAUUCUAUAGACUUAAGAUAUAUAACUUAUUGUACAGACGGAAAGCAAUUAGAAUUUAAGAAAUUACUUUAAUUCAAAAAAUUAUUAUAUAUACAGAUAUUUUAUUUGUUCAUUCAAAAAAAAUGAAAAUUAAUGUUGAAGUAAUUUUAUAUUGUAAUGUAUUUAUGAAUCACAAUACAGUACUUGAAAAAGUGCAGAGAUGUAAAACUUUUUAGAUUUAUAACUAAAUCCUCUGUUAAAUUAAAGUACUGUAUUUUAAUUCUAGAAUAGCGAGUUAAAAAUCUGCAAAACAUUAAAAAGGUGCUGUUAUCAGGUAAUGUUUCUACAUGAAUCCAUAUACUUAAUGCCAAAAGCUUAUCAUACUAAUAAAAAUAUCAAUGUCUAAAAAUGUAUACAGUCUAUGUCUACCAUAACACAAUCAAUAUGUGUGGAAUUCUUUUAAGAUUUAGUUAACAGAAAAAGUAGAUUUGUACAGCAUUAUAAACUAUAUGUAAGUAGCGUUCUGAUAUUGAAAAGGAUUAAUUAUUCCUGGACACACUUUGAGCGUAAAACUAUUUGCCUGUGACUGUAAACCCCAACCAUCAGUUCAUAAAAUAGUCAACCAUU
This is a messenger RNA of Procambarus clarkii (red swamp crayfish), 5042 nucleotides long. RefSeq names its product tyramine receptor Ser-2. NCBI's taxonomy places the organism in Eukaryota, Metazoa, Arthropoda, Malacostraca, Decapoda, Cambaridae. The record is from RefSeq and is a predicted model, not a curated record.